Fraxinus pennsylvanica is the source of this 1293-nucleotide messenger RNA. The record is from the annotation of a GenBank genome assembly. Lineage: Eukaryota; Viridiplantae; Streptophyta; Magnoliopsida; Lamiales; Oleaceae.
AUGGUACAACAUCAGCUGCGCGGUGUACUAUCUGUAAUUGACGACUGUUCCUUUAGGAUCACCCAGUUUGACAUGCUUUCAGGCUCCGACGUGCAUUGGUGGGGUGCUGAUGGGGAUGAUUUCCAAAACCUGACCAAGGGUUUUGUCGUUUCUGACCAAAUUUUGAAUCAGACCUAUAAAAAUGAUAGCUUUCUGGUUAAUAUGCGCAAAAACAUAACGUGGGAUAAAAUUAAAGUCCUUGCAGUUUGGGAUACCCCCACGGCUUCGGAUUUUGGUCAUGUUUUGUUAAGAAAUUUGUCUAAUGGAACUGAAAAUUCUGCGCCAUUGCCAAUGCCUGUGAAUGGGAGCACUAGUCUGAUGGGAAAUGAGCAACCCACCAUGUUUGAAAAUUGUAAAGUUCUAUCUGAUGGUUUCAGGAUUAGGUGGACUUUAAAGGAGGAGGAGAAUAGGAUUGAUAUUGGGUUGGAGGGUGCAAUUGGGAUUCAGAAUUACAUGGCAUUUGGAUGGGCAAACCCCAAUGUUACUGCAAAUUUUAUGGUUGGCGGUGAUGUGGUGAUCACAGGGUUUAAGGAGGAUGGAAUGCCAUUUGCUGAUGACUUCUAUAUAACUAAGUACAGUGAGUGUAUGAUAAAUCAGGAUGGGAGUGUGCAGGGUGUGUGUCCCGAUAGUAUGUAUGAAAGCUCUGAUCUCAUUGGGCUGGUGAAUAAUACAAAGUUGGUUUAUGGGCACAGGAAGGACGGUGUGUCCUUUAUCAGGUAUAAGAGACUGUUGAGAUCUGUUGAUAAGAAGUAUGAUGUAUCGGUUGACCCUAAGGGCAACAUGACUGUGAUUUGGGCUUUGGGGUUUAUUAGACCUCCUGAUAGUCUACGCCCUUUUUAUCUUCCUCAAAAUCAUGGUGGGAGCUUUAGUUACUUGACUCUGAACAUUUCAAAGCAUGUAAAUGAUUGCUUGGGCCCAUUGGAUGCUGAAAACAAGGAGGAUCAAGAUCUCGUCAUUGCAGAUAAAAAGGAACCACUUGUUGUAGUGACAGGUCCGGCAUUGCAUUAUCCAAAUCCCCCAAAUCCUUCAAAAGUUCUUUACAUUAACAAGAAAGAGGCUCCUGUUCUUAGGGUAGAGAGAGGUGUGCCGGUAAAGUUUUCUAUACAAGCCGGGCAUGACGUGGCAUUCUAUGUUACUUCUGAUCCGCUUGGUGGAAAUGCGACUUUAAGAAAUAUGUCCGAGACUAUUUAUUUUGGAGGACCAGUGGUUACCAAACGGUGCCUAAAUCUUAAUUCCCACCGAAACAAGAGUUAA